This is a messenger RNA of Merops nubicus (carmine bee-eater), 732 nucleotides long. RefSeq lists its product as uncharacterized. The transcript is spliced from 3 exons. Gene Ontology annotation, biological process: neurotransmitter transport. The coding region runs from base 1 to 732 and encodes 243 amino acids. Lineage: Eukaryota; Metazoa; Chordata; Aves; Coraciiformes; Meropidae. Gene Ontology annotation, molecular function: syntaxin binding. The record is from RefSeq and is a predicted model, not a curated record.
AUGCUGGGACCAAUACUGUUUAAUGUUUUCAUCAGUGGUACAGACAGUGGGAUCCAGUCCACCCUCAGCAAGUCUGCAGAUGACACCAACCUGAGUGGUGAGGUCGACAUUCCAGAGAGCAUCCAGAGGGGCCUGGACAAGAUGGAGAAGUGGGCCCAUGUGAACCUCAUGAGGUCCAACAAGGCCAAGUCCAAGGUCCGGCACCGGGGUAGGGGCAAUACUCAGUAUCAAUACAGGCUGGGGGAUAAUGUCAUAGAAAGUAGCCCUGUAGACAAGGACUUGGGGAUACCAGUGGGUGAAAAGCAGGACAUGAGCCAACAGUGUGCGUUUGCAGCCCAGAAGGCCAAUAGCGUCAAAUGCAUUCCUAAUGUAACUGAAAUUGAAUGUUUGCAAGUAAUUGUGCAGGUGCUUGUGAGGUCACUAGUGGCUGAGGAGCUCAUAGGGCAGGAGCAGGCAGGUGUGAGCAGCCAUGAAGGUGGCUGGUUAGAUGGGGAAAUGGCUGAGCAGCAGAAUGUUCCUGCCAUCCUGGGAGCUUACGGGAUAAAGAAGAAGGAAGAAAAGGAAGCAGAGGCCCAAGCUGCACUGGAAGCUAAUGCUGAAGGGAGUCUGACACGCCCCAAGAAGGCAAUCCCUCCUGGUUGUGGGGAUGAGGAGGAGGAGGAGGAAGAGAGUAUUCUAGACACAGUCAUCAAAUACCUGCCAGGGCCCCUUCAGGACAUAUUCAAGAAGUAA